GUUGGUUGCAAAAACUUUUACCAGCUGCAAGGUUCUUGAGAACUUUGUUGAUGUUUUUUGAUUUUGGCGUUUGAAUAAUGCUUUGAUAUAAGAAAAGAAGGGGAAGUGAAAAAGGUUACUGGUUAUGACUAGUUUUGACAAUUAACUCCCUCCUUCCCACCAUAAUUAACUCUUAUUACAAUUGCCUGUCACCUGUCAUAGCUUACAGGUAAUUAAUUCGUUAGUUUUAUGUUUGUGGUGUAGUAAACAGUACUUUAAAUGCACUUAAGAAUGUUAAAGUGGCUUUUGGUAGACUGUAAGUUUACAAUGUUUAAAGACGUUCUGAAGACUGAUUCUUUUACUGGGUAACAGAGUAUUCCCAACAGUAAACAGUAUGCAACCUCACUUAUUAAGAGUUUUUCAAACCGGAUUUCUAGUUAAUUUAUUUAUGUUAAUCGGUUAUGGGGCUGUAAAUUUAAUUCCUUGUGAUAAAACACGCCAGAUUCUCACUUCUUCAUGGGGUGUUAUAACUGAUGGUCCUUCUGAAUCUAAUUACACCCAAGAUACUCAUUGUGAAUGGCUAAUCAAGGCUAAUACUGUUAACAACAGUAAAUUUAUUACUCUUAGUUUUUCAAGUAUGGGAACAGAAUGUUCUUAUGACUAUGUCUUUGUUUAUGAUGGGGAUUCAUUCAGUUCCCCACUAUUGGGAAGCUUUAGUGGAAAGACUGAACCCGAAAAAUUAGUAGCCUCCUCAGGACAUAUGUUAAUUUUAUUAUAUAGUGACACCAAUUAUGUUUUAAAAGGUUUUAGGGCUGAAUACUUUAUAACAGACUGUCCUAACAAUUGUUCACAACAUGGAGUUUGCUAUAAAAAUGCUUGUGUAUGUGAAAGUGACUGGGGAGAUAUAGACUGUUCUAAACGACUGUGCCCUGAGGAUUGUGGAAAGCAUGAAGGUCAUGGUAAAUGUGUGGGAGGUAGGUGUCAAUGCAAUACAGGAUUCUCAGGGCAGUCCUGUAGUCUCAAUGAUGUGGAUAGUAAAAUGGGAAACCAGUGGCAUUGGUUAACUCACUCAAGAGGAGGUCUAACACCAAGAGCAGCACAUUCUGCAGUUUAUGUUGAAUCAACUGAUUCUCUCUAUGUUUUUGGAGGAUAUAAUCUCAAUAAAGUAUUGAGUAACUUAGAAUUAUACAAUUUUCAAAAUAGCACUUGGACUGAUGAAAACGGUCAUGUAUUAAUUGAUAAAAGCUUGGUCAAUUAUUUAGAACCAAGUGCAAUAGCACACUUUGUAAGAGAAUCUGGGCCUGGCUGGGAACAGAAGUUUGGUUUACAUGAAGGAAAUUCUUUUUUAAAAAGUUUCUUGUUAUCUCAACUGUCUGUCCAUGACAAUACUACAUUUGCUAAAAGAAAACAGAGGCACUCAGAAUCAAAUGAAAAAUUGUCUCCAUUACCACGAUAUGGUCAUGCUGCCUGUGAAACAAGCCACGGUUUUGUUAUUUAUGGAGGAAAAUUAGAAAAUAAUAGCUUAUCAAAUGAAUUAUGGCAGUACAACAUUAAUAGACGUAAAUGGGAAUUAAGAGCACACCUGUCUGAUUUCAAACCACCACCAUUAGCACGUCACACAUUAACAUAUGCAAAUGGUGUAAUUUAUCUUUUUGGUGGAAGCACAGAAACCGGCGACUUUUCAUCAAAACUGUAUAGCAUUACAUUAUCCCCAACACGAGAUGAGGUGUGGAAAGAAAUACGACCCAGGGGUGGAAAACAGUUAGAUAUAAGGAUAAUUGCCCAUGCAACAGUAUAUUACAGUAUCACUAAUUCUCUUCUUGUCUAUGGAGGCAUUACUGCAGGUGUUGCAAGGUUUUCUAAGCUCUCUGAUCAUAUGUAUAUGUUUCAAUUAGAUAAGCGACAAUGGAGUGAAAUUCAUUAUACACGAGAGCACCUCAGAGAAAAAUAUGUACCUAGAGAAAGGGCUUUUCAUACAGCUAAUAUAAUGGGUAACUAUUUAGUUAUAUUUGGUGGUUAUACACAUAGACACAAUAAAGAAGAAAUCUGUUAUGAUAAUCAGAUGUACUUGUAUCAUUUGGGCUGUCACAUAUGGGUUAAUCCAGAAAUAUUAGGAAGACGAAAUAAUUCAUAUUAUCCAAAAAAGCAAGGAGUUUUCGCGCAUGCUUCUGCAGUACGACAUAAGAAUGUUUUGUUACUAGUAGGAGGCUAUCAUGGAAAUGUAAAUGGAGAUCUCUUAGCCUAUGUAGUUCCUCCAAUGAUUACUACAAAAAAAGAAGAGCAAUACGAUCCAGAAGGUGCUUGCUUUUGGCAUAAGAAUUAUGCAGAAUGCUCUGCUGAUCCUGAAUGUGGAUGGUGUUCUGCUGAUGAAAUAUGCUAUGGUCGCACCAUAGGUGCAAACUGUACUACCAAUUUACAAACAACUCGUUGUCCUGGAAUUUGUCCUGCCCUUGGUGACUGUCAUUCUUGCCUAAUUCAAGGACCUAUACAGCCAAAACGAAAGGCGCUGAUGAGUUCAGCGGCAUACAAAUUAGGGCUGAGCGAAUGUAUAUGGUGCGUACAAAAUGCUAGGUGUCACUACAAAGAUGAUAAUUACGGUGUUUGUGGUUUAUGGGAGGAUGAUCUUAAUCAAAUUAGAGGUUGGUGGGGUACAAAAGGAACAGAAAUCUUAAUACCUGAAAAAUGUCGAGAGAUGGAUAGACGACCUGGUCUUACUUUCGUUCGUUAUUAUCAUCCUGUAAAUAUUUCCCAGCCGGACUUUGUAACAAUUAUUAAUGCGACAAUAGUUGAUUUUACUGGUCCUCUGUGGAUCCGCGCUGAUCAAAAUUCUACGGUCGAAAUGGUAGCUCGUCUGCUGGGUUUUUUAAGACCUCAAAUAGAAUCACGUGAACACUUGAAAGCUUGCGCUAGUUACAGUUCGGCGUGGUUGACAUUAAAUAAUAAGCCUAUUUUUAAUAUAAGUUCAGAACAUAAGCAAUGUCAACAGCAGUUAUGGCCAGAGAAAGAAUUUUCAGAAAGAGUUGCGGUUGAUUUUAGAGCUGAAAAGAUACGAACGGAAUUGAAUCCAUACAGUCAGUAUCAAAGUCGAAUGGAAUUGCUUCAUUUUAAAGACAAGGAAACUUCGAAGGUGUUUACAUUUGAGUACUUGGAGCCUUUUUCAAACGGUACCUGUUCUCAGUAUAAAAAUUGUUUACAUUGUCUUACCGAUUCCAUGUGCGGAUGGUGCGAAGCAAGAGGGCAGUGCAUAUCUCGUGAUGAAAAUGAAAACAUAACGUGCACUUCUGAAGAUGGUGAUUGGUAUUUUCUCACAUUACAACCCAAUCUUUGUUCUAAUUGUUCGAAUUAUAUAUCCUGUAGCAGUUGUGUGGAAACAGGUUUGUGUGAAUGGUGGGUGGACGAAUCUCGUUGUUUUCGUAUCGGUCGAAACUCAAAAGCUGUUAAGAACUUUGAUGAAUGUCCGGCUCCAUGUUACAAAAGGUCAAAUUGUUCGACCUGUAUUGAAGAAAGAGGUCGUUGUGUGUGGUGCGAAGCAACCCAACAAUGCUUUAGUUUUUCUGUGUAUACUAGCGAAUAUCAGUUCGGUAUUUGUCGCGAAUGGCUUGAUCAACCAUUCCCUCAAAUUUCUGCUCACGAUCCAAAUCAUAAUGAUGUAGAUUCAAUAAGACAACAAGACAAGUGUAAGUCGUGUGCCCACUUUCAAAAUUGCUCAUCUUGUUUAGGAUCUUUAUCUUGUGGUUGGUGCUACAAUCUUUCUAACCCUAUAUCUGGUGUAUGCGCCAAAGGUGACUUUAACACACCUGCAUUAAAUUGUUCUGAUCUUUUGAAAGUUUCUGAUGCCGGAUGGGCUUAUGCUCAGUGUCCAGAUGUGGACGAAUGUGGCCUAGGCAUUCACGACUGUCACCCAAACGCUACUUGUACCAACACAGACGGCUCUUUCAGCUGUCAUUGCAAACGAGGAUUCAUCGGCAACGGUCGAACGUCUUGUGUUCGUACCUGCAUUAAUGUAUGCGUACAUGGUGUUUGCGAAGGAGAGGGUGAAGAAUAUGCAUGUAAAUGUAAACUGGGCUGGACGGGAGAUGAUUGUUCAAUUAAUUGCGGGUGUAACAAUCAUUCGAGCUGCCCAAGAGGUGUCGGUAUUUGUGAAGAUUGUCAAGACUGGACGAUGGGGGAAUUUUGUGACUACUGCAAACCUGGAAGCUAUGGAAACGCGACAUCUAUGGCAGGUUGCCGUAAAUGUGAUUGUAAUGGCCACGGUAUUGAAGAAUUGGGCGAAUGUGAUAUCGACACUGGAGAGUGUUAUUGUAAGGAUAAUACUGAAGGAAAACAUUGUGAAAAAUGCAAAUUAAAUUAUUACGGUGAUCCCCGCAACAAUGGCCAGUGUUAUUAUCAAUGCGAAGCUCGUGGUAUGCUGACAAGUUUAGAAGGACAAGGUAUCAGUUCCAGGCAGUCUUAUAGUGCUCCAUGGGGAGGACCACCCACCAGAGAGUGUCUUUGGAUUAUUAGUCCAGAGGUUGAUUACGGAUCAGUGAUUAUACAACUUCAGAUAAAUGCCACAGAAAUGAACGUAUCAUGUGGUGACAAUGCUAUUUAUGUUUAUGAUGCUCUGCCAGAACUUGUGGAUGUGAGCAGCCAAAGUGCUCUUUCAGCAGUAUUUUGUUCCCAAGAAGCUCUCCCAACUGCUGUUGUAGAAUCUCGAACAGGUCAUUUGACUGUUUACUACAAACAAGGUCACCACAGAGAGGGCUUUAAUGCAGCUUACAGAAUUCUAACAUGCGAAAAUUGUACUGAACCGCGAAAAUGUGAAAAAGGCCAAUGCGUGUGCGAUGAAAAUUUUGUAGGACCUAACUGCGAAGAUCCCCUUUGUCCUAAUAACUGUAGUUAUACUUUGGGUCAGGGACAAUGCGACAAAGCAUAUGGGAGGUGUAUCUGUUCACCAGGAUGGCGAGGUCCGUCGUGUAUGACUAAGUUAACUGGUAAAGAAUUAGUGUUUACGGAACUUUUUAACACGGCUCAUUUAACGGAUCAUUUGGAACAUCUGCGUAAAACUCUUCCCCGCUUUGGCCAUACCCUUUCGUCGGAUCGUAGAGGUUCCCUAUGGAUGUUCGGGGGUUAUUCCCUUUCACACGGUCCUUUAAACGACAUUCGACUUUUCGAUAUUCGUAAUAGUACUUGGAUGCAAGUUACAAUUGAUACAACACCUGACGCCAAAAUGCCCGAAGGGCGUUUCUUUCACGCUGCUGAUGUUGUACAUUCGAGACAAUCAAUUUUUGUAUACGGUGGUCUUACGAAGUCUUCGAAAUCAUCAAACAGUCAAACUUUGGACGAUUUUUGGGAGUUUAGUAUUCAAACGCAACGGUGGUCAAUGAUAGAGAAAAACGAUAAAUGGCCACCUCCAGUCGCAGGACAUACUUUUACGUUUUACCGUAACGCUUCCUAUGAAAGUUUGAUUCUCAUCGGUGGGGUCUCGCCUCAACAUGGUUUUCUGAGCGAGGUGUGGGAGUUCCGAUUGGAUAAAGAACAGUGGCAUUCAUGGAGAACAAAAGGACCUAGUCCUAUGGGAAUAUUUGCUCACAGCACUGUUUUCCAUUCACAAAGCAAUAGUUUAUACGUCUUCGGAGGUUACGAAUACAUGGCACAACAAUCCGUUCUGUCAAACAAACUGUAUAUGCUCAAUUACGAAUCUAAAACGUGGACGAAUUUAAAUUUAUUUGGCUCAUCUAUUAAUAUCCCACGCCCAAGGUAUUUCCACUCAGCAGUAACAACUGAUACACACAUGAUAGUACUAGGGGGUCGAUUAUCACCGUGGAAUGUUACAGACACAAUGUAUGCUUUUUCUUACAACUGUAAUCAAUGGAUAAACUUUAUUUCUGAAGGUAUAGACAAAAUUGGCCCGCUUCCUGGACAAAUUUACGCUCAAGCAAUGGCUAUCGAACCGGAUGGUGAUGCUGCCUACGUUAUAGGCGGUUGGGGAAGUGAUUCGCAAUUCUUCGUACUGAAAAUAGAGUUUCCCAGCGAUCUGUGUUCUCUUUGGAGUACCAGACACUAUUGUCUUCAAGUUCCGGGUUGCGGGCACUGUUUUCUCAAGAAAGAUGAGGAGAAAAUAUUGGAAAUGUGCUACAAUAAUUUCAAAACACAAUGUCCUAUAUCUAACUCUGUAACAGGAGUAGAAGUCCAUGAUAAUAAGGGAAAAGUAUGCGAUGGCACCAUUAUAUCAGGCGAUUGUUUGUCUUUACAUGACUGCACCAGUUGUGUACAAGUUCCAAAUUGCUACUGGUGUGGUAAUUUAUGUAUGACAAACAAAAGCUGUUCCGAUGAAGCUGCCGAUUCUCUUAAACAGUGUCCGUAUAAUGUUUGUUUGGCGGCUGAUUGUAUGCAAUGUCAACAAAUGUAUGGUUGUGACUGGAGCUACUCUCGGCGUCUUUGUGUGCCAGUUGAAAAAGAGAUCUACGGAGCAAAUACUUGUCCAGCAUUGUGUUCUCAUUAUACUUCAUGCAGUACAUGUCUAAAUGAAGCUGACUGUCGAUGGUCAACACAACUUAACGAAUGCUUAUCUGCAUCAUAUCAACAGAUGUAUUGUACCGGAGGAAUUUGUGGUUUAGUUUUACACACAAGUGAAAAGGCAUAUUGCCCAGAACCAUGUAACUCAAUUACACAGUGUUCAAGAUGCUUGAGACAUGCUCACUGUGGUUGGUGUGCGCAAGAUAACAUCUCCGGAAUUGGCGUGUGUACAGAAGGUUCCAAUGAUAGACCUAUUUCCGGUACAUGUAAUGAUGUCGUCAAGGAAGGAGCACAAUUGAAUUCAUCUUUACAUUACGUUGAAAACAUCACCUACACUUGGCAUUACGUCAAGUGUCCACCGGAAAAUGAAUGUGAUAAUGGCCAUCAUACAUGUAAUCCAGAUUCGGAGGUAUGCAUUGAUUUAAUUGAAGGAUUCCAGUGUAUCUGUGGGGAAGGUUACAAUGCCACGGAAACUGGAUGCAAACCUGUAUGUUCAUCAGGUUGUGUACGUGGCCAAUGUGUGCAACCCAACGUUUGUCAGUGUGAUUUCGGAUAUGUCGGAGCCAAUUGUAGUAUCCAGUGUCAGUGCAACGGUCAUUCUAACUGUGAGGGCCCCGAUAAACUUGAUAAAUGCAUUCUUUGUCAUAAUAACACUUUGGGUGCACAAUGCGAAAAAUGUCAACCAUUAUAUGUUGGCGAUCCUACUAACGGUGGAAAAUGCACAUCUUGUUUAGAAUAUUGUCAUGGACACAGUCCUAUAUGCGUCGAUGAUAACAGUACAGAUCCAGAACCACCUGAAGACUUAGAACUCGAAGAUGUUGCACGGUUUUUAAAAGAAGGACCUAAAGAUUCGGCCAGAUGUUUAAGAUGUACAAAUUAUACGAAAGGCAUAAGAUGUGAUGAAUGUAUUGAAGGAAACUUUAGAGGAUCAGAUGAUCUUACUGAUGCAUGUAGAACAUGCGAAUGUAACGGUCAUGGCGAUGUAUGCGAUCCGGUUACUGGAGAAAAUUGCAAUUGUAAGAAUAACACCGAAAGCGAAACAUGUUCUAGUAGCACAUCUGGACGAAAUUCCGCCCAACCCUGCUGGAUGCUGCAAUGUUCCAAGUGUAAAGAAGGUUAUCACGGCACCCCCAAAGCUGGACAUCAGUGUUACAAAACAAUGAGUAUUCAUACCAAUCCAAAGAUGUGUUUCGAUGCAAAGCCGUUAGACGACUGUAAAACAAAACCUAAGCCUCUAUAUCCUGGAGAAAUGGUCUUCUUCGUUGUGCAGCCUCAUUUUUCGAAUGUAGAUAUCCGUAUAAUAAUAGAUGUAACAAAAGGAGCAUUGAAUGUUUUUGUAAGUACACAUGAUGAUACGUAUGUAAUUUAUCCGAAUACCAGUACUGGAUGGUUGGAUAUUAAACUGGAUUCGGUAUACGGGUUCUGGGAAAAUGGUUCGCAAAAGACUAGUGACAUGUUUAUUGAAAAUGAAGCUACAGGGUUAAGGACUUAUGUUACCGUUAAACAACCCAAGCCUGUGCUAGCAAUAAGAAACGUAAGGGACAGACUUGUCAUAACGUUACCAGAGGAACACCACAUCUUGAACCAAACGAGGUUCUAUGUAAUAUUACAAGCAUUGGAUCCGCCUGAGAAUGACGAAAAAGUAUCCUACGGUCUCAUAUUUUUCCGUCAAGAUCAGUUACAUAUUGACCUCUUCGUAUUCUUUUCUGUUUUCUUCUCGUGUUUCUUCCUUUUUCUGGCCGCCUGUGUAGUUGCUUGGAAAGCAAAACAAGCAGCAGAUGUGCGUCGAGCUCGGCAACGGCACGUAGUCGAAAUGCUGCACAUGGCUAAAAGACCAUUCGCCGCAAUUACACUCAAUUUGACAGUAAAACCACCAAAACCUUCCAAAUUGUCUUCGUGCGAUUUACGGCCGAUUGCCAUCGAACCAACAAGUGAUAGUUUAGCAGCCGUGGCAACAGUUUUUGUUAGUUUACCUGGUAAUCACAGUACUCCUGUUAAAUUGGCCUUGGCGUCAUGCCUUAUCUCAUUUCCAAUAAACCGCCAGUAUUUUUUAAGGAGGCAUUCUAUAUAUUCCCCAUCUGCAGUUUAACAAUUAAACACUUCUCAUUCAAAUUUUCAUUCGUGAUCAUUCAUAUAGACAUAGUUCCGUGUAAAUAUGUACAUGUAACAUGUAAAUAUAAGUAUU
Agrilus planipennis (emerald ash borer) is the source of this 8662-nucleotide messenger RNA. It is a transcript of the gene Megf8, whose product is annotated as multiple epidermal growth factor-like domains protein 8. The record is from RefSeq and is a predicted model, not a curated record. Gene Ontology annotation, molecular function: protein binding; calcium ion binding. The transcript has 21 exons. Bases 374 to 8566 code for a protein of 2730 amino acids. Lineage: Eukaryota; Metazoa; Arthropoda; Insecta; Coleoptera; Buprestidae.